Messenger RNA from Ascochyta rabiei, 1008 nucleotides. RefSeq lists its product as uncharacterized. Lineage: Eukaryota; Fungi; Ascomycota; Dothideomycetes; Pleosporales; Didymellaceae. Gene Ontology annotation, biological process: protein processing; SREBP signaling pathway. The record is from RefSeq and is a predicted model, not a curated record. Gene Ontology annotation, cellular component: Dsc E3 ubiquitin ligase complex. The coding region runs from base 1 to 1008 and encodes 335 amino acids. The transcript has 2 exons.
AUGACCGAUGAGGCCGAGUCGUCGCGAGCUGCGUUGCGCCAUGACGACAGCUCUCCUGACCACAUCGACAGCGCAGACGCCGACCCGGAAGAACUGGCACGCGAACGCGUAAAAGACGCGAGAGAAAGACGGUUAGAUGCUAAGAGAAAGCGGAUUCGCAUGCUGGGCGACCUACUGCGCGAGUUGGAUCUGGUUGUAUACAUGGAGCUGCUUGCUCUCUACCAUCUCGACUGCUCGUUCUUCUGGUUUGCUCUGCGUGCACUCGCACAUGGUAGCCUGCUCACACCCGUCUCGGACCCAACCAUGCAACGCCCGCCCGACGAGCCUCGACCGUUCUUACCCGUAGUGACAGGGCUCUUUGCCGUGAAUUUUCUGCUACAUAUGCUAUAUCCUGCGCCGUCGGCCGGCGAGGACACCAGAGGCUAUCUGCACGGUGGCUUGAUGAUCGAUUUCAUUGGGCAGCAGGGUCCAACGAGUAAAUGGAAGCUUGGAGGGUUGGACUUGUGCAUUCUGGUCCUGCAGCUGAUCAUGGUGUCGGCGCAUGCGAAGCGCCGCGACCUAAAGACGCAAUUCAAGCGAAUAUCUGCAGGUGAGGCGCCGUCAAGCAAUGCCGCAGACGCACCCAAUACCAAUACUGAUACUGCGGGCGACAACGCAGCUGCAGCAGCGAUAAGUGAGACCACGGCCCGGGGACAGGACGCUGACGAUGAAGAGCGUGGAGAGCUGCGCCGAACCGACACCAUGUCAGACAUAGGAGCCGAGUCCGAGGAGGCAGAUGCGCUGCUGCAAUCCACGUCCGAGACAGGCCAUGUCGAUGCGCUGGAUCUACUUUCGUCAGGCCAGUGCGUCAUUUUAUCUGCUGGCGUCGUCGACACGAUAUGGCACGAAAACGAGAAUUAUCGAGCUUUCCGCCAGACGCGCACAGAGAGUGGCCUUAGCGGCGACAUGCCUGAGACACUACGCCGCUUGAACACGCUGCGUGCUCGCCUUGGGGUCGGUGGUGGAUAA